This is a messenger RNA of Oldenlandia corymbosa var. corymbosa, 1077 nucleotides long. Lineage: Eukaryota; Viridiplantae; Streptophyta; Magnoliopsida; Gentianales; Rubiaceae. The record is from the annotation of a GenBank genome assembly.
CGGAACCUGAAAUAUUCCCAGAAGAGAUCUCUUCAGUACCAAGCAAGAAAACCAAAAAAAAAAAAAAACAAAAAGAAAAGUGACCAAAAGCAGACCCCAAAAAGAACAGCUAAUUGGAACGGGGAAAAAAAUUCCCCUGUUUUCUUUUUCCCCUGUAUAAAACAGGGGAACAUUAUCCACCAAGUUAAUCCCAGAAAACACUUCUUCCAUUUCGCUGAAUUUGCCCCUUCGAAAAAAAAUAAAAUAAAAUGGCGAAUUCAGCUCCAGCAACCAGGCCAGCACAUUCAACCCUUCUGAGAACUCUGGCAAUUUUCUUGCUAGCCCUGAUUCUUCUUGUCGCCAUAGCCGUGAUCGUCAUCUGGUUAGCCGUGAAACCCAAAAAGCUCGUCUACACAAUCGAAUCCGGGUCGAUUCACAACUACAAUCUAACCAACAAUCACCUCAAUGCCACUUUCAAUUUCGAGCUCAGAGCUUACAACCCCAACAGCAGGGUCUCGAUUUAUUAUGACAGGAUUGAGUCCACGGUUUACUACGAUGACCAAACGUUGGCCGUCAACAGUCUGCAACCGUUUCAUCAGCCCAAAAGGAAUGUGACCCGUCUGAACCUGAAUUUUGUUUCUACUAACGUUGAAUUGUUUCCAGGGGUGGCUAAGAAUCUGCAGAUGGAGAAAAUGUCAAGGGAGGUUGAACUUGAGAUCAGAGUUAAGGCAAAGAUCAGGUUUAAGGUUGGAGCCGUCAAAAAUCAUCGUACUUUGAGGCUUUUGUGUGCUCCUGUUGUCGUACCUUUCUCUUCAUCCAAGAGUUUCGAACGGACUCCCUGUGACAUUGAUCUAUAAUGUUGCAAGAACUAUUUUAUAUGUGCUUCAUUUUUUAAUUUUUUUUUCUUUUUUGAGGUUUAUAUUUUGUUCUUUUGUUAGUUUUGGUGGUGUGAUUUGUGUAAUUGGAUAAUUUGUUUGAUACUACUGUGAUUCUUUGCCAUGUAAUUUUUCAGUUGAACUUCAAAGUGAAGAUGUACCCUUUUCCAUUUUUCUCAUAUUUGAUGUUGUACUUUGUGACUUUUUGUACGUUUUAUGCUCC